UAAAAAAACUGAAUAAAAUUCCCUCGGCGUUGACAUUCUGUCCGCCUGCUAGAAUGAAACAGAUCCGCGUGUCCACGUGUUUUGUAAAUUUACAUAUUAUUUAAAUAUGUAGGCUUGUCUCUCCUAUCAGCAGAAGCUCGCUUUCAACGCAAACUCUAUUUGCCAGAUUCAGAUCUGGACGCACAAAUCGGAAAGCCCAGCGUUGUUGUACCGCCCUCACAGACACGUUGCCUUGGGAGAAGUAACACGGGGCCACACAACUGCAGGGCUACAUCACUAAAACCACGUACACCUCAUCAGAUUCUCGAUCAAGUUGCCUGUGGAUAUUCUUAUUGAAAACAAAGGAUAGAGUGACUAUUCGUCCUCUCUGGCUUGAGGUCAGUGAUGGUCUGUGCUGGUUAGACCUUGCAUCAUAAGAUGUCAGCUUCAGAUUCGGACUAUUCCAUUGACUGGCUGGCUAGUGAUGAUGAGGACCAUGAUAGCGAAUUAGAAUCAGAUUGUACCACAACACAGGGACAAACUACCAUACCAAAAUUCCCCUCCCCAGGGGUUAUCCAGCUGCCCCAGACUUACCAGACACUCUUAACAAGGAAUGGAGAUACAGGUGAGGUGAUGGACAAUGAAAGCUUGAGCUAUCAGGAAAGUUUUUCUUCCAGCUGUGAUAGUUCUUACUACAUCAAGGAUGGUGGCUAUUUUCACCUGGGACAAGAGAAACAAACAAAUUACAGAUGGUGCCCUGAGAGCUCUAUAGACAAAAAUAGACAGGCACAGAAGAGAACACGGAGUUACAUGGUGCUGGAGCAAAGGGAGAGGCUGCUUACACCUGAACAAAUGGAGAAAGACAGACUGUUUGCAUGCAAGUGCUUGGAGCUACAGUGUUACAUUCACCCUCUGUCCUCAAUCCUUAAUGGUCUCCGAUCAGGCAGAUACAGAGAACGCCUCAGCACUUUUCAAGAGAGUGUGGCCAUGGACCGCAUCCAGAGGAUAAUGGGGGUCCUGCAAAAUCCUUGCAUGGGAGAGAGAUAUGUCAGUAUCAUUCUGAAAAUGGAGGAAAUGUUGAAAAGUUGGUUCCCUAAUAUAAAACCUCAACAAAAUGACCAAGCCAAUACUGCAGUGCUGAUGGAGGAGACAAAACCAUCUAAGAAAUCCAAGUUGUCUCCAGCUACAUCUCCCCUGCUCACUGAAAUUGCAAACCCUGCAACCACAAGUGCCCUUUCUAUGGGUAACAAAGCAAUGAGAGUCUGCCAUCUCACUCCCCCUGGACCCUACUCUACAACCAACCUUAAAUGGCUCCACACAUCUCCUAUAUGCUCCCUAACAGCUAAACAGCCUCAGCGGACAAUUCAGAACUGUCUAACAGCCCACAAGGACAGGGACAUGACACAAGACAAUUCUGUGUCCUCCAGCACAGACCAUCUGUCUAAGACGAAGUCGGCUCCUAGUCGACCACCUCUAGCCAAGAUCAACGCACCAUGCCUUGAGAGACUUCUUAAAUCCACAGAAAGUAUCAUUACCCAGAAAGGCCCUAUGGGUUUAGGUAGUAUUGCCAGUGCAUGAUCUUAGUGCUGUGUGAGGGCUCUGGGAGAUCAGAGUCUGGCUAGAGCAUGACUGCCCCCAGCUGGUCUGGAAUUCCCCCAACUCCAGCUAAGUUGCUGCCUCCCUUUUAGCUUUGGGAAGCAGAGCAGAAUGCAGCAGGAGUUCAGCAUAGCUCUGCAAAACAGUGACACAUUCAGCUUAGAACUGAAAAGUGUUAGAGUGUGAUCUUUGUUUGUCCGAUGUGUACGUCAGCAUUUAUUCUCCUUCUUUUAUACUGCAGAGCGAGAUGUAGUUGUUUAUGUGUCUGCAUGUGUUGGGGCAGGAGGUUUAGAAAGGUUUUGUGACCUUGUCUUACCUUCAUACUUUACUUUUUCAGAUGGUUUCCUCUCAAAGCAAAGAAUGAGGAAAAUUAUCCUCUAGAGCACAGGUGUCAAACUCAAUUCCUGGUGGGCUACAGCUCUGCACAGUUUAAUUCCAACCCUAAUUAAACACACCUGAUCAAACUAAUUGUGUCUUUCAGGCUGGUUUGAAACCUACAGGUAAGUAUGUUGAGCAAGGUUGGAACUAAACUGUAUAGGGCUGCGGCCCUCCAGGAACUCCUGCUCUAGAGGCUGGUGUAUGUGAAAAAGCAAAUCUAGGAAAAAAAUAAAGCAGCCUAUUUCUUCAGAAAGGGAAGGGGAAAAGGAGGAAUAUUUUUUCUGGGAUCACUUCAGAUAUUCCAGUGUGUUAGUAAUCUCUUUUGUAGAUGUGGUUGGAUGUGAAUUUAUUGCUUUAGUUUGCUUUUUAAAUCCACUCUAUAGAGUUGAUUUGAUGUGACUGUUACUUCAUAGGUUUAAAAUUCUAGCUAUGUUUUUGGUACAACAGUUCUACCUCAGUCUGACACAGUACCCACUAUGUUGUAUGGAUACUGUAUGAACGUACAUGCACACAAGUAGACAGAGUAAUGAAAUGACUUAGGGUGCUUUCACACCUACACUUUUGUUUCGGAACCUGUCUCGUUUGCCCAGUUAGCGCGGUUCGUUUGGCAUAUGUGAACAGGGCAAUCGCGCUCUGUUCCUCGCCAAAGUAAUCGCUCCUAGAUCAAUUGAAUGAGGUGGUCUCGGCUCGAUUGAAACUAACCCUGGAGCAGUUCGAUUGCAGCGAGAAAGCGAUCCGAUCCGAGCGCGGUUAUAUCACAGUGUUUUAUAGAUAUGUAAUAGGCAUACGGCUAUAUAAAGAGAGAAUUAUGAGUAUGGCGGGAAGUUUUGCGAGUCUCCGGAUGCCCGCAAACGAGUGAUGAUCUCACGGUAAUCUCGCGUCUCUCUCCUAGUCCUCAAAGAGGCAUCGUCGCGCACCCCUCCCCACCGGAUCUCUCCUCAGACACGUCGCGCGUGCGCGCGCACCCUGUCAAUCACCAACAAACCUCCUCCUCUCCUGACAGCUGAGCGGGACACUGCAAAAUAAACCCUGACACUUUGACCAAUGUGAGGAGAGUU
Messenger RNA from Danio rerio (zebrafish), 3011 nucleotides. The record is from RefSeq and is a predicted model, not a curated record. NCBI's taxonomy places the organism in Eukaryota, Metazoa, Chordata, Actinopteri, Cypriniformes, Danionidae.